Messenger RNA from Rodentolepis nana, 1719 nucleotides. Lineage: Eukaryota; Metazoa; Platyhelminthes; Cestoda; Cyclophyllidea; Hymenolepididae. The record is from the annotation of a GenBank genome assembly.
AUGACGAGCAAGUUCGUACAGGGUCUGACUAAGCAGCUUCCUCGACUUCGAAAUAGGGGAAUCGAAAUUUUACGAAAUCCUGGUACAAACAAGGGUGCGGCGUACUCUCAUAGAGAGCGGCAGAUUCUUGGUCUUCACGGUCUUCUUCCUCCAGCUGUUUUGACGCAGCAAGAGCAAUGCCAAAGCGUUCUAACUAAUCUAUACGCUCUAGAUGAUGAUCUUAGUCGUUACAAUACUCUCAUGUCUCUUCAAGAUCGCAAUGAGAAACUAUUUUAUAAGGUUGUCACUAGCAAUUUGGAAUAUCUUCUUCCUCUCAUCUAUACCCCCACUGUCGGAAAAGCUGCUGAAACCUAUGGUGCGAUUCUCCGUCGUCCCAGAGGUCUUUAUAUCACCGCUAACGACAAAGGUCACGUACGUAGUAUUCUACGUAACUGGCCAGAAAAGCGUGUCAAGGCCGUUGUCUUGACUGAUGGGGAAAGAAUCCUUGGUCUCGGUGAUUUGGGAGCACAAGGAAUGCCCAUUCCAAUUGGAAAGUGUGCCCUAUUUACUGCUCUAGGUGGUGUUAACCCUCGAUAUUGCCUACCAAUUACGAUUGAUAUCGGAACAAACAAUGAGGCUCUUCUGAGUGCGGAAUUCUAUAAUGGUCUUCGCCAAAAGCGUGUCCCUCAAGACCAAUACUUCGAACUUAUGGAUGAAGUUAUGGAAUCUUUAGUCGAUCUCUACGGUCCCAACGUUUUAAUUCAAUUUGAAGAUUUUGCCACUAAAAAUAGCUUCAACCUUCUCGAACGUUACAAAAACGACUACGUUGUCUUCAAUGAUGAUGUCCAAGGUGCUGCUUCUGUCGCUCUGUCUGGACUUAUUUCCGCCACACGUAUCACUAAGACACGCUUAAUGGACAACAAGUACCUCUUUUAUGGUGCUGGUGCUGCUGCGACUGGUAUUGCUAGAAUUCUCAUCGCUGCUAUGCAAGAUGAGGGUGCUUCGGAAGCUCAGGCUCUGUCUCGAAUCUACAUGAUGGACUCCAAGGGGCUCAUGGUUAAAAGCCGUCCAGGGGGUGUUCAGGAACCACACAAGCAAACGUUCGCCCGUGAUGAUUGCGGACCUGUUGAUAGGUUGGUGGAUGCUGUUACUCAAAUCAAACCAAGCGUUCUUAUUGGGGCUGCGGCUAUGCCACGAGCCUUCACACGUGAAGUUUGCAACAUGAUGGCCACAAUUAACAAGAGGCCCAUCAUCUUUGCCCUCAGUAAUCCUACUGAAAAAUCGGAGUGCACAGCUGAAACCGCUUUUAAGUCAACCGAGUGCCGUUGCAUUUUUGUAAGCGGUUCACCAUUCCCGAAUAUUCAUUUGCCAUCGGGUAAAGAAUUCUUCCCCAGCCAAGGCAAUAACUCUUAUGUUUUCCCUGGUGUCGCCAUGGCCGUAACCUCGGCUCUUAUUCGCCCACUUACCCAAGACCUUUUCCUCACUGCUGCUAAGACCGUUGCCAACAUGGUAACUGAGGAAGAUUUGGCCGUUGGCAGGACCUUACCACCGGUUAUGAAACUUCGUGAAGUUGCUGACAAAGUUGCUGUGGAAUUGGUCACCAAAGCUUUUGCCAAUGGUACUGCUCAAUACCAUCCCCAACCAGCUGACAUUCACCAAUUCAUUCAAGAGUCGGCCUACGAUCCAUGCUACGCUGACUUUACUCCGGAUGAAUAUGAUUGGCCCGACCAUCAGCAGUAG